This is a messenger RNA of Cylas formicarius (sweet potato weevil), 702 nucleotides long. It is a transcript of the gene Tcs1, whose product is annotated as threonylcarbamoyl-AMP synthase. Gene Ontology annotation, biological process: regulation of translational fidelity. Gene Ontology annotation, molecular function: double-stranded RNA binding; nucleotidyltransferase activity; tRNA binding. Gene Ontology annotation, cellular component: cytoplasm. The record is from RefSeq and is a predicted model, not a curated record. Bases 1 to 702 code for a protein of 233 amino acids. Lineage: Eukaryota; Metazoa; Arthropoda; Insecta; Coleoptera; Brentidae. The transcript has 2 exons.
AUGAAUUGGGGAAAAUUGUCUAGCGUAAUUAAUUAUUCCAUCAAACUAGAUGCUCAUUCUAUGGCUGCUCGUAUUCCGAUUAUAAGAUCGGAUGCUUUAAAUAUUGCACUUAGUUACCUUAACUUAGGAUCGGUAAUAGCGGUACCGACCGAUACUGUUUAUGGUUUAGCGUGUGAUGCUACCAAUCCCUCUGCUCUUGAUAAAUUAUAUGCUAUUAAAUGUAGAAGUGAAAGCAAACCUGUGGCUAUUUGCCUCGGUCAAAUAUCCGAAGUAAAGUUGUGGGCGAGAGUGAGUCAUCUUCCUAAAGAUCUACUUAGUGCGUUAUUACCGGGACCAGUAACUUUAAUUUUGGAGUGUAUUAAUAAGCUAGAUAGUUCAAUUAGUUGUCAGGGAAAGGUGGGAAUUAGAAUUCCGGAUCACAGUUUUAUCAAUUGUUUAGCCAUAGGACUGAACAAACCUAUAGCUUUGACUAGUGCCAAUUUAAGUAAUACCCCAAGUGCGCUGAAUAUUUUUGGAUUUGAAAAAAUUUGGGAUCGAAUUCCCGCCAUUUUUGAUGGUGGUAAUUUAGGUUCUGAUCCUAGCGCUUCUACAAUUGUUGAUUUAUCAACCAUAGGCUUGUAUCAAAUUGUUAGGGAAGGUGUAGCUUGCGGCAAUACUGUAAAAAUAUUAUCCGAUUUUGGUCUUAAAAGAAAAUAUGAAUAA